Molecule: messenger RNA, 653 nt
Organism: Paramecium octaurelia
Lineage: Eukaryota; Ciliophora; Oligohymenophorea; Peniculida; Parameciidae
Source: the annotation of a GenBank genome assembly
AUGAUUAAAAAAUUAUCAUAUUUCACGUAUGAAUCCCUUCCUGUUUACACCAUGGUGACUUCAUUAGUGCUGGAUGGCAACGUCUUGUAAUUCUUCUUGGUGAAUGUAAUGAGUUUGAAAUGAAUUAGAGCCUACAUUUGCGAUAACAGAUUAAAAUCAUAUGAUGGCUUUUAGCAAGUUUGCAAAAGCGAAAUUCGCCUUGCAAUUGAGAUUGUCAGCAGAAAUCGAUUAAAGCGACGACACACUGAAAAUAAAACGGUGGACCAGUUUCGGUUUGACCUAUGAAGAACUCUCCCAAUUGCUCUAUCCUGACUUGCUGCCUGGACACGAAUUUGCAAUAUGUAAUUCGAUUAACUAAGCAUUUAAAUAGAAUACAAACAAAAACAACUGUUUGGAAAGUUGUACGACAAAUAUUUCAAAUUAGUAUUCAUCGAAAAUGUGGAUCAAGACUAGCAAAUGACUUACAUAAUAAAUGCAGAUCAGCAUGGACAAUUGAGAAAACAAAUAGAAGUAUGAAAACAAUAGCAUUUUAGAAAUCAUUGACUUGGAUAGCUGGGUGGCAUCAUCCAAAAUAAUUUAUAAAAUAAUUAGAAGUAUAAAAGCCAAUAAAUUGAUUUUGUUAUUUUAUUUUAUCGCAAUAUAAAAAGUAUUAU